CGCAUACCAUUUUGGACUCUCUUCUUCUCUUAUCUUGAUUACUUACGUUAAGAAAUGUUAUUUUCUGUGAAUGUCAUCAAUUCAUCCUUCUUUUUCUACUCUUCUCCUUCUUUAGUCUUUAUUUAUCACUUUAUAUUACUAUCAGUUGUUCUGGCUAGGCUGGACCUUUCCAUUUUUUUUGUUAGUAACCAAUCAUUCAUAAGAAGAAAACAACACCCCAUCUCCCCAGCAGUAGCCCCACUCUCACACUCCACAUAAUAUAUAUUACCUGAAGUUUCUCAUUGCUUGUUCAUCCAUUCCCUUUAUUUCAGUUCAAGGGAAUGAGUGAAAUAACACCAAAAAUCAAAAUGUCUAGAUACCAAGUGCUAGUUUUUAUUGUUGUAGUAUUUCUAUGCCUAUGCCACAGGUCAGUGGCAAUGGAGAAGAAGAAGAAAACAUACAUCAUUCACCUGGCUAAAUCACAAAUGCCAGCAACCUUUGAUGAUAAUACUCAUUGGUACGACUCGUCUCUCAAAUCGGUAUCUGAAUCAGCAGAGAUGCUCUAUGUUUACAAAAACGUUGUCCAUGGUUUUUCAGCAAGGCUUACAGUUCAAGAAGCUGAAUCUUUAGAGAAGCAACCUGGAAUUCUCUCUGUUUUGCCUGAGUUAAAAUAUGAACUCCACACUACUCGAACACCUUCUUUUCUUGGUCUUGAUAAAAGUGCUGAUUUCUUCCCCGAGUCAGAUUCUAUGAGUGACGUCAUCAUCGGAGUACUCGAUACCGGAGUUUGGCCGGAAAGCAAAAGCUUUGAUGAUACUGGGCUUGGACCUGUUCCCGCUUCAUGGAAAGGUCAAUGUGAAUCCGGGACAAAUUUCAGUUCCGCCAAGUGUAACAGAAAGCUUAUUGGAGCGAGGUACUUUUCUAGAGGUUAUGAGACUACUCUUGGUCCAAUCGAUGAGUCCAAAGAGUCGAAAUCUCCAAGGGACGAUGAUGGACACGGAACACACACUUCUUCUACAGCAGCAGGUUCAGUUGUUCAGGGUGCUAGCCUUUUUGGUUAUGCUUCUGGUACUGCUCGUGGAAUGGCUAGUCGUGCAAGAGUUGCUGUUUACAAAGUUUGCUGGGUUGGGGGAUGUUUUAGCUCUGAUAUAUUAGCAGCUAUGGACCAAGCCAUUGAUGAUAACGUUGACGUGCUUUCGUUAUCACUUGGUGGAGGCAUAUCGGAUUACUACAAAGAUAGUGUUGCAAUUGGAGCAUUUGCUGCUAUGGAGAAGGGUAUUUUAGUUUCUUGCUCUGCUGGAAAUGCUGGACCUAGUCCAUACAGUUUGUCCAAUGUGGCACCUUGGAUCACCACCGUAGGUGCCGGAACAUUGGACCGUGAUUUUCCAGCAUAUGUAAGCCUUGGCAAUGGUAAAAACUUCUCCGGUGUUUCACUUUAUAAGGGUGAUUCUUUACCUAAUAAGAUGCUUCCUUUUGUGUAUGCUGGUAACGCUAGCAAUGUAAGUGCAACUAAUGGAAAUCUCUGUAUGACGGGUACCUUAAUUCCUGAGAAAGUGAAAGGCAAAAUUGUGCUCUGUGAUAGAGGGAUUAAUGCUAGAGUUGAAAAGGGUUCUGUGGUAAAAGCAGCUGGUGGAGCUGGCAUGGUUUUGGCUAACACCGCUGCGAAUGGGGAGGAGCUAGUGGCUGACGCCCAUUUACUUCCCGCGACCGCGGUGGGUCAAACAAAUGGCCAUACAAUCAGGAACUAUUUAACCUCGGAUCCUAAUCCAACGGCCACGAUUCUUUUCGCAGGAACAAAGGUGGGGAUCGAACCGUCACCUGUUGUUGCAGCAUUCAGUUCCAGAGGCCCAAAUUUAAUCACUCCGGAGAUACUUAAACCGGAUAUCAUCGCGCCUGGUGUCAACAUUCUAGCCAGUUGGACCGGAGCAGUCGGUCCAACCGGGUUGCCUGAGGACAACAGACGGGUCGGGUUCAACAUUAUCUCGGGUACAUCCAUGUCGUGUCCACAUGUGAGUGGCUUAGCAGCUUUGCUAAAGGGGGCCCACCCGGAAUGGAGCCCUGCCGCCAUCCGUUCGGCACUCAUGACCACUGCUUACACCGCCUACAAGAACGGGGGAGCACUACAAGAUGUCACCACGGGAAAACCAUCGACGCCGUUUGAUCACGGCGCCGGACAUGUGAAUCCCGUGUCAGCCGUAAACCCAGGAUUGGUUUACGAUAUAAACGCUGAGGAUUACCUCAAUUUCCUCUGUGCGUUGAAAUACACUUCAUCUCAAAUCAAUAGCUUAGCAAGAAGAAACUUCACAUGCAACGAGAAUAAAAAAUACAGCGUUACAGAUUUGAAUUACCCUUCAUUUGCUGUUUCAUUCCCUGCAGAAUCCCCUACCAAAACUGGGAGUGCAGGUUCAAACACAAUCAAAUACAGCCGGACACUGACUAAUGUUGGACCUGCUGGAACAUACAAAGUUACAGUUUCUUCUCAAAGUAGUUCAGUGAAGAUUAUGGUUGAGCCUGAAACAUUGAGUUUCACUCAGAUGAAUGAGAAGAAAUUGUAUACGGUGAGUUUUACGGCUCCAUCAAUGUCCUCAACUACGAAUGUAUUUGGUAGAAUUGAGUGGUCUGAUGGGAAGCAUGUGGUUAGUAGUCCAGUGGCAAUUUCUUGGACAUAAAUUGUAUGAAGACAUAGCUAUAGCUGCUGUUUAUUUAUUUUAAGUUCUUGUUUUUCUGUUUUUAAGUUUCAUUCCAGCACAAAAGUUGGAACCUGGUUUCAAAUGUAUUUAUGGAUAACAUGAAGAAAUGUAUGCCUCUUGCUCACUGUA
Lycium ferocissimum is the source of this 2798-nucleotide messenger RNA. RefSeq names its product subtilisin-like protease SBT1.7. The coding region runs from base 321 to 2648 and encodes 775 amino acids. Gene Ontology annotation, biological process: proteolysis. NCBI's taxonomy places the organism in Eukaryota, Viridiplantae, Streptophyta, Magnoliopsida, Solanales, Solanaceae. Gene Ontology annotation, molecular function: serine-type endopeptidase activity. The record is from RefSeq and is a predicted model, not a curated record. The transcript is spliced from 2 exons.